UUGAGCCAGUGUAAAUACCGGAUACCAGUUUCCAUCGUCGAGGGUCUGCGUGGUUGUCGCCGCGCACGCGCGGGAGAUUUUUAUCUGUGCGACAGCGCGGUCACGUCGCCAUAGCGCACACCCCACGUCAACGGAAUGGCCAGAAUCGAGGUGAUUACAGCCGCAUCGACGUCCGAGGGCACCUCUCACGGAUCAUCGAUCCCGCGACUUCCUGUGGAUGUCUGUGAACGGAUCAUCGACUACAUCGCUGCGGGAUGGAAUAUGGAUUAUCUUAUUGCAAAGGGCGAGCCACAUCUGACCGCUCUCACAUCCUGCGCGCUCGUAUGCCAAGACUGGUACUACCUGACGUGGUACCAUCUUCGUCAACACAUCCAUCUACGAGACCGGAAGGACGUCCUCUCGCUCUCGAAGACACUCCGCGCAAAGCCUCGCCUCCGUGAGGUCAUUCAGCAGGUCGUCAUAUCGGGUGCUUCUCCCGAGAAACGUCAACCGCUCCGACACCUGGGGACGUUUGUUGCUAUGCUCGCGGGCAAGGUUCCGAGAUUGUCGAGGAUCACCAUUGAAGAUGCUGAGUGGACCACCGGCUCGGUCCGAAUGGAAGACAUCGGCUUGCUAGGGGUAUUCAGCAACAUCGACGCUCUAGACCUCUCCCAUGUCACCUUGUCGAGCGUCGCCCAGCUGUCCCACCUCGUUUCAGCACUCCCGCGGCUUAGAUAUGUAUGGUGCUUCGGUGUUGAUUGCUUGCAGAAACAGCACGUCUCCCCGGCCUCUCUCCCCCUGAACUGUGCAAAUCUGGAGCAUCUCGACGUGCGAUGGGUUGCACCAGUAGUCGAAGACGUCUUUGUGCACAUCAGCCGGGCUUCUCGAGUGCGCAUUCUCGAACUUGGGGUGCCCAACGAGGUGAAUGCAUCCUCGGCAGCCAGCAGAAGCCAGACUAUGCUGGAUGCGAGUUCCACGUCUGCAGAAUUAGUUCAGCUCCAUAUUGCCCUCAGUUCUCCUGUUCGUGAUGAUGCAAUUGAUGCCACAGUCGGCAGGUUUUCCUACUUAUCUCUUGAGCCACUUCGCUGA
This is a messenger RNA of Fomitopsis serialis, 1068 nucleotides long. RefSeq lists its product as uncharacterized. NCBI's taxonomy places the organism in Eukaryota, Fungi, Basidiomycota, Agaricomycetes, Polyporales, Fomitopsidaceae. The transcript has 3 exons. Bases 136 to 1068 code for a protein of 310 amino acids. The record is from RefSeq and is a predicted model, not a curated record.